GGUCAUGCUUCCUUGCGCGUCGUUUCGUCUAUUGGGAAGUUUCGAGAGCGAGCGGUCGCGGAAGGUGGGCGGCAGCGUGAUGGCGCCGGUGCCGGCGAGCGUGGCGAGGCAGGCGGAGAUCCUGAAGCAAGAUGGGAACAGCUACUUCAGCAAGAAUCGCCUCGGCGCUGCCAUCGAUGCGUACACCGAGGCUAUUACCUUGUGCCCGGAUGUGGCGGUCUAUUGGACGAACCGAGCGUUAUGCUAUAUGAAGCGGAAGUUUGCUGUUUUGCUUUUUGAGUUUUGUAGGGAAUGGGAUAGGGUCGAAGAGGACUGUACAAGUGCUCUUCAUCUAGACAGCCAUUCCGUUAAGGCCCACUAUAUGAUGGGACAUGCAAUGUUGGAGAGGCAUGACUAUUCUGGAGGAAUCAAGCAAUUGCAAAAGGCAUUAGAACUUGGAAGGGGUGCAAAACCUUCAAGCUACAUUGUUGAAGAAAUAUGGCAGGUCCUUUCCAAAGCGAAGUACUUGGAAUGGGAGGAUAUGUCUAGUAAGAGGGCAUCUGAAUUGCAGAAAUUGAAGGAAACAUGCGAGAAAGCUCUUCUGAAUUUUUAUGCAAUUGAGGAUUCUCAAGAUGGCACUGAGGAAGUUGCAGAUGAACGGUUGCAGCAGUUGCAAUAUCUCGAAGAGGUGUUUACCAAAGUUGGAGAAGAUGACCGACCCAAGGAUGUGCCUGAUUAUCUUUGCUGUCAAAUCUCACUCGAUAUCUUCAGGGAUCCUGUGAUCACUCCUAGUGGCAUUACCUAUGAGAGGGCGGUGUUGCUUGAUCAUCUUCAGAAGGUCGGGAAGUUUGAUCCCGUGACGAGGGUGCCACUAGAACAACACCAGCUGGUGCCAAACCUUGCCGUCAAAGAAGCUGUUCAGUCCUUCCUGAAUCGACAUGGUUGGGCGUACAAGAUGAGCUGAUCCUGGUUCCUUGCUCCACCAACCAAAACAAAAUGGAAAAAAAAAAAAUCAUCUGAUCAAACAGAGUAUGUUGUAUUCUUUAAUCAUUACUUUCUCUUUCGAUAUCCUUAAUAAACAACCUUCAGGAUUGUAGCAGUGUUCAUGUACAUAUAUACACACACAAAUGGUUUCAUUUUCUGAUGAAAAUUUAGUUAGAAAUGAAUGUGAAUCUCAUAUUUGGAACUGUA
Zingiber officinale is the source of this 1170-nucleotide messenger RNA. RefSeq names its product E3 ubiquitin-protein ligase CHIP-like. Gene Ontology annotation, cellular component: cytoplasm. Gene Ontology annotation, biological process: positive regulation of proteolysis; proteasome-mediated ubiquitin-dependent protein catabolic process; protein quality control for misfolded or incompletely synthesized proteins. The coding region runs from base 5 to 943 and encodes 312 amino acids. NCBI's taxonomy places the organism in Eukaryota, Viridiplantae, Streptophyta, Magnoliopsida, Zingiberales, Zingiberaceae. The record is from RefSeq and is a predicted model, not a curated record. Gene Ontology annotation, molecular function: ubiquitin protein ligase activity; protein-folding chaperone binding. The transcript is spliced from 8 exons.